Molecule: messenger RNA, 1944 nt
Organism: Pyricularia pennisetigena
Lineage: Eukaryota; Fungi; Ascomycota; Sordariomycetes; Magnaporthales; Pyriculariaceae
Exons: 3
Coding region: 1-1944 (647 amino acids)
Biological process (GO): fatty acid metabolic process
Molecular function (GO): medium-chain fatty acid-CoA ligase activity
Source: RefSeq, a predicted model, not a curated record
AUGUGGAACCUUGCGAGACUAUGCCACCCUCCACCACCAUCAAUACUCUUAUCCCGUUUUCUGCCUAGGCGAACACUGCCCGCUGCAACAACUCUCUCCCUAGCCGCUUACGCCAGGAUGGCUUCUUCUACUACGCUCCCCAAGCUGCCCAUCUUCGAGGCCAUAAGUAAACACGACCCGGAAUCAACCGUCGUUGUCCAUUCCUUGUCUGGGAGGUCUUUCAGGUACGGUGGUCUUCUGGCCGAUGUGGCAAGGGUCCGAGAUCGGCUCUAUGAGGCCUCGGGCAAGCGUGAGCUGGAUGGGGAGCGCGUUGCUUUCCUGGUAGAAAACAGCUACGACUAUGUAGUGACUCUGCUUGCCAUCUUGGCGGCCAAAUCCAUUGCCGUACCUCUGGCACCGGCCUUCCCUCCUCCAGAGCUGCAAUAUAUAUUGGACCACAGUGAGGCCGCCCUGCUGCUAUCCUCGUCCAAGUUUGCACAAAAGGCUCAGGAUGUGCUGGCCACCGGGCUGGCCUCCAAGCCGACUCAUCUGGAAUUAUCUAAGUUCCAGGGUAACUCUGCUACUGCUUCAGAAUCCAUAACCUUGGACGAAAGUAGCCCCGGUAGCGCUGGUAUGAUGUUGUACACUUCGGGAACCACAAAUCGACCGAAAGGUGUACUCUUGCCGCAGGAUGUAAUGACUGCGCAGGCGCGCUCAUUGCUGCAGGCUUGGGAGUACUCUUCAAAGGAUCACUUAUUGCACGUGCUGCCCCUGCAUCACAUCCACGGCACCAUCAACGCCGUCUUUGCUCCCUUGAUGUCCGGCAGCACCAUCGAAUUCCUCUUCCCCUUCAACGCAGACGCCGUGUGGCGCCGUCUAGCCUCCCCCUUCAUGGCCGCCCCGGAAGCUGGCGCCAACGGCACCAACGGCACCGCCGCUGCGCCCAAAAAGGCGCCCGUGACCUUCUUCACUGUCGUGCCGACCGUCUACUCGCGCCUGCUCGCAACGCACAAGUCCCUGCCGCCCGACGUGCUAGCCGCCGCGCGCGAGGCCGUGUCACCGCAAAACAUGCGCCUCAGCAUCUCGGGAUCAGCCGCCCUCCCCACCCCGGUGAAGCGGGCCUGGAAGGAGCUCUCGGGCGGCGCAGUGCUGCUGGAGCGCUACGGCAUGACCGAGGUGGGCAUGGCGCUGUCGUGCGGCCUGGCCGACGCCGACCGCGUCGACGGCAGCGUCGGCUGGCCGCUGCCUUCGGUCGAGGCCCGUCUCGUCGACGUCGACUCGGGAGAGGUCAUCAAGCCCGGCGAGGAGGUCGACGCCGAGGGCCGCGAGCGCGCCGGCGAGGUCCAGCUGAGGGGCCCCACCAUCUUUGCCGAAUACUGGCGCAACCCCGAAGCGACGGCCAAGGAGUUCGUCGAGGACGACGCCGCAGCUGCCACCACCAGCACCAGCACCAACGGCAAUGGCAACGGCCACGCAGCAAACGGCCACGGGCGCACGGCCUGGUUCAAGACGGGCGACGUAGCCGUCCGCCGGCCCGUGCCCGCCGCGGGCCAGAACCCCGCUCCGGGCCAGGAGUGGACGCACCAGGGGCCCAUGUACUUUAUCCUGGGCCGCAAGAGCGCCGACAUCAUCAAGUCGGGCGGCGAGAAGGUGUCGGCGCUCGAGGUGGAGCGCGAGCUGCUGUCGCUGGAUCAGGUGGCCGAGGCGGCCGUGUGCGCCGUGCCGUCGGGCAAGUGGGGCCAAAAGGUCGGCUGCGUCAUCGUGCUGGACAAGGAGCACUGCCCCGACGGCAAGUGGUCGCCCAUGGACAUGCGCCGCGCCCUCAAGGGCCGCCUCGUCAACUACAAAAUCCCCCAGGUCAUGCGCGUCGUCGACCACAUCCCCAGGAACGCCAUGGGCAAGAUCAAUAAGAAGCAGCUGGUCGCCGCCGUCUUUCAGGAGGAUUUCAGCGGCGACGAGAUGUAG